Messenger RNA from Nicotiana attenuata, 944 nucleotides. Its product is annotated as probable NEDD8-conjugating enzyme Ubc12-like. Bases 213 to 764 code for a protein of 183 amino acids. Gene Ontology annotation, biological process: protein neddylation. The transcript is spliced from 6 exons. The record is from RefSeq and is a predicted model, not a curated record. Gene Ontology annotation, molecular function: NEDD8 transferase activity. Lineage: Eukaryota; Viridiplantae; Streptophyta; Magnoliopsida; Solanales; Solanaceae. Gene Ontology annotation, cellular component: nucleus.
AUAACAGAAAGCGGCGUUAUAAGCAAAGCCCAAGAACACAAAAACAUAAACUAGUGUCCUUUGAACUGUGGGAUUGGGAAAAAUCCGUGUGCUCCUUUGUUCAAACCGCACUAUAUAUAUUUAUAGACAAUUACUACUUCCUCUGUACCCUUGUCUCGUUUAAGGUUGUUCUCUUUUUCUCUCUGCGCUUUCUUUAAAAAUCAAAAGGAAAAAUGAUCAAAUUGUUCAAAGUAAAAGAGAAGCAAAAAGAGGCAAAUGAGAAUGGCAAUGGGAAGGGCCCUUGCAACAAGCAGACCGCUGGGGAAUUGCGUCUACACAAAGACAUUACCGAGCUGAACCUGCCCCGUUCUUGUACAAUAUCAUUUCCUGGUGGGAAGGAUAAGCUGAUGAAUUUUGAAAUUACAAUUAAGCCAUAUGACGGAUACUACGCUGGUGGAAAAUUUCUAUUCUCUUUCGAGGUUCCAUCAUUCUAUCCACACGAACCACCAAAAGUAAAGUGCAAGACCAAGGUAUACCAUCCUAAUAUCGAUUUGGAGGGUAGUGUCUGCCUCAACGUACUUAGAGAAGAUUGGAAACCUGUUCUCAACAUCAACACAAUUGUUUAUGGAUUAUAUCAUCUUUUUACGGAACCAAACCCCGAGGAUCCUCUUAAUACUGAUGCUGCUGCUGUGUUGAGAGACAGGCCUGAGUUGUUUAAAUCAAAUGUGAGAAAGGCUAUGUAUGGUGGAUGUGUGGACAACAUAAGCUUCGCGCGAUGCGUGUAGCCUACGGGUGUUCAUCAGUCUGUAUGGUUUUCAAAGAUUUGAUUUGGUAUUUUUGGUUUUCGUUUAUUAAAAUAUUAAAUAUUAUACCAAUACCAUAUCAAGAUAAAUUUUUUACCUUUUCGGUUUCAGUUUGUAUGGUCAGAUAAUUUCGGUAUUUUAUUUAUACUAACAUUCUAUCAA